AUGCAGUCGCCUUUCCUUCGCCUACCUCCCGAGAUCCGUAAUAAGAUCUACUCGUACGUCUUUGACUCUGCGAUCAUCUCGCCGAAGAAACACAGCGGCCUGUUCCUUGGCGAUUUCAGAAUCAAAGUACGUGGCAACUCCAUGCUGCGAGUCUGCCGACAGAUCCACAGCGAAGCCAGUGGCUACAAGCUCAGUUACACGCAUGUGCUCCUCUACAACUUCGAUUUAUCAACUUUGCAGCACCUUCAGUCAUUACCACGCGAGACUCUUGCCAAACUCCGCUCAUUGACCUUCGGCAGCGGUCUAUCAGACACAAUCAACUUCCGCGCGAGCAAGUCUAUCAACUGGACAGAAGGACUCGGAGGCCUGGAGUUUGCAGCACUUGAGUAUGUGUACUUGUUAUGCAAUGUUCACGAAGAUGCGGAGACAUCUAACUCGCCGUUCCUGCGCCUACCCGCCGAGCUGCGCAACAGCAUCUACGCCUACACGUUCGACAAGUUCACGGUGCACCCUCGCUCAGAUUCCAAAGGGUUAGACCGGGAAGUCUCCCCUCUCACCCAGGUGAGCCGCCAGAUCCGCUACGAGACCAAGUCGUUCGUCGAGUCCUGCGCCGUGCUGGAACUCGAGGAUGUGCGCGAGUUCAGGGAAGUUCUCUUAGAACUCGACUGCACUGAUCGAGUCCUGCCGAGUGUUCGCACGAUAGAGAUGGACUGGAUGCCUGCUGUCUUGAGUGACGCUGAUCGGGAUCGCUUUGGUUGGUACUGGGGCCGGUACGACGAGGAAGAUAGAAAACGUAUCCAGCGGCUGCUGCCGGCUCUUGCGUGCUUCGUGCUCCCCGGUAAAAUGCCGAUCUUUCGGUACAACGAGAAUAGUCUCAUCUAUAUGGAGCGGCUCGGUGUGCAGAUGGUGUUCAAGUAG
Molecule: messenger RNA, 918 nt
Organism: Boeremia exigua
Lineage: Eukaryota; Fungi; Ascomycota; Dothideomycetes; Pleosporales; Didymellaceae
Exons: 2
Coding region: 1-918 (305 amino acids)
Source: RefSeq, a predicted model, not a curated record